CGCUACUUGCAACACUACAACGCUACUGGCAGAAUAGUUUCUAUUUUAUUAGAAGUCUAUACCCGCACUAAACCGGAAACAGCGGUCGCUUUUUCCGGCUGUGUGUGCGAGCAAGCGAGCAGCGUUUGUUACGCACGUGUUCAGUGUGGUCACUCUGUGGUGUGGUGUGAUACCUAAGUUUGUAUGCCUUUGCGCGUAAUAUAAUUUGUGCUGUGUCUUCGCGCUUUUAAGCACUAAUUUUAUUAGGACUAAUCUUCCGCGUGUGCGCAGCAUCAGUAAAGAAAUGGAGCACGAAAAUGGCAAACAGGACGCAGCUUUCGAAGAUAACUCCGACAGCAGCGAUGUUGAGGGACUCGUAAAUGUGAGUGGUGGAAGUGACAAACCGGUAACAAAGGAGUUCAACUUGAUGACCAUCUCUGAACUGGAGGCUUUGUUAAAUGAUCCAAACUCCACGUUGUCUAAACGCUUCCGGAAACGUGUGUGGCGAAGAAUAUACUGGCUGAAAAAGAGACCGGAGAGAAGGGCUUUGGAAAAAGAGAAGAAAAAGCGCAAGCGGGAGGCGUUCAAGUCCAGGAACGGGGAAGCGGCAGUGCACAAGAAGCCCACAAUCACAAAGAUGGAGGAAUCCUUGUGCAAGAUUAAAGUGGCCAUUGACCUCUCCUUUGACAGCUACAUGACUGACAAGGAGAAGGGCAAGUGUCGUAAGCAGGUUCAGCGCUGCUACUCGCUCAACCGCAGAUCUCCAGCUCCUGUGCAGUUUUACCUGACUGGCAUGGCUGGAUCGUUCAAGGAUGGUUCCAUGAACAUGUAUGGUAUUCAGAAGUGGGAUGUGCAUGCAUCAGAUGACAACCAUGUGAGCUGCUUUGGCAAAGAGAAUGUUGUCUACCUGACAAGCGAGUCCAAGAAUGAGCUGCACGAGCUUGAGGAAGGCAAGGCAUAUGUCAUUGGGGGUCUGGUUGACUACAACCGCAAGAAGGGCUUGUGCUACAGACUGGCUAGAGAACAGGGUGUGCAACAUGCUCGGCUGCCCAUAGACAACUGCCUCAUCAUGAAAACGCGCCAAGUGCUCACAAUUGACCAGGUGUUCACUAUCCUGCUUAACAAGACCCAGGGGAUGACUUGGACAGAUGCCUUGUUGGCAGCCAUCCCUCAACGGAAAGGUGCUAAACCAUUGGAUCAGGGACCCGGUUCUUCAUCUUUCUCACACAACAGUGACGACGAUGAGCUGGAGGACUUGGGAGACGACGAUGAGCAGGAGGACUUGGGAGAAGUGUCUUAGUUAUUGAAUUGAUGCAGUUGCAAUGAUGAAAUAUGCACCAUGCAAUGAGAAAAGGUUCCUGGUAGAUGCUGUCAUGCAGUGGUUAUGGCUGGCUCCUGCAUUUUUAGAGGGUACAUAGUAGGGCAAACUUGGAAAAGACUGAUCAGAAAGGUCGGGUGCAAAACUUCAACUGUUUUUUCGAACGAACAAGUCACCAGAUUACAAUUCUCUGUGCAUGAGCGCAUCAAAACCAGUAAACCCUGGUCACACUCGCAUGUCAAGAAGCUCUAGCUCAUUUUGGUAAAGUAAAACAGACGUAUCACUAAUGCAACCUUUGUUAUGUCAGUUUCACUUUACCCAAAUGAGCUGCAGCUUCUUGACAUGCGAGUGUGACCAGGGUUUACUGAUCUUGAUGUGCUCAUGUGCAGAGAGUUGUAAUCUGGUAGUUUGUUUGUUUGAAGAAACAGUUGAAGUUCAAUGCCCAAUCUUUCUGCCCCCAUCUAUUUCCUUCUUUUGUCUGAUCAGUCUUUUCUAAGUUUGUGCUAUUGUGUACUUUCCAGCAACAAGUCUUGCUCAUCCUUUUCUCUUGUCCUCAAUCAUAAAGUUGUAAACUCCAAGUUCAUUCUAUGCUUGUUAUAAUAAAUCUGAGUGAGUUAAUACAUAUUAUGCUGUAGUAGAGCAAUGACCUCUUCGCUCAUUUAUUUGACCUAGGUAAAGAAAUGUACUUUGUGUAGGCUUACUACUAAUUACAGGCAUUUAGCUCUAACAGAAGAAUUUUCAUUUUAAAUAUUUGCAUCAAAACUUCAUUUGGACAAGAAACGGUGGUGCCUUGAAACAUAAUUACAUUAAGAAGCUCAGAUUAAACCAGGCUAUAGAAAUUGAUGUGCUUGGCUUCGGAUUUUUUUUCCUUAUUGUCUUGUGCUUCCACAUUCAGCUGAGCACCUUGUUGUCGGCAGAUUUAAUGACUCUUUGGCAGCGCGGCACUACACAACAAAAAAAAAAAAACGACCUUUCGAAUUUCUGAUAACAGCUAUGGAUGAAUCGGUACGUAAGAUAUACACGUUCGUUAUUUGACGCAAUGUUUGGCAAAUAUUGUUUUAUUUCUAGCGAGUAUAGAAUAAGCUUAAGUUUAAAUGAAGUAAACGAGUAUUGUAACUUUAGCUGCUCAGGCGUAAGCAAUGUGGCCAUUACAUGACAUGGCCCUGGCAACUGUAGCUGUGAACAGAAGGAGAGUGAUUACACUAAAUUAUUUUGUAGUUGAGCACGUUUUGUUGGAUACCAAGAACAUUCUCGGCAACAAAAAGUAUUGCAUAUAAAUACUGGCCUUGUGGCUGUUUAUUUAUUUUCGAGCUUCUGUUACUGAGGCUGCAAAUUUAGACUCAGUGACAUGAGGUCACUGAACAACACGCUCACUUGAGAUUUUAUUAUGCUGUGACAGUCACUGAGCAUUUCUACCCCCACGUGACAGCUUACUAAUGACAUUACUUGUGAAGUGUACUCAUUCAAAAUGAAACUGAAUUUUCUCCGAUGGCAAGAAUAUUACAAUACCUGACUGAAAUGUAGGCAACACUGUCUGCAGCUUUGUUCCAAGCAGGCCUGAAAUUAUGUUUCCACAGAAUUAUUUCUGGGUGAAUUGAAAUGACGUUAUUGUAAUGCUUAUUUGUGAAGGUAGUAACGAUUUUGCACUUCUCCUCGAAGACCAAAGUAAUUAAAGUGUGAUAACAGCAGACUUAUGGGAUUGUGACAUCAAGUUUGAAGUGCACAGCCACAUAACUUCAGACAGCAGCAGACUCGGUUUUGCUUCAUUGUCCCAAGAUUAGGUGUGUGCAAGUCUUAAAAAGCUCUUGUGUCAGAGAAUGUUGUGGCAGUGUGAUGUCCAACAUGUACUGAAAGGAGAUACCUGGAAUGAAUGUGUGGAAAGCACCAGCUCAGUACGGCCAUUAUUAUGUUUUGGGUAACAUAAUUGUUGUUUUAUUUUACAUGAACAAGUGACAUUAACUACUUUUAAGGGGGGACAUGGUGUGUGGAGAUAUUUUCUGUAUUUGUGGACCAAACAUGAUGAAAAUAUACAAGCUUAUGUAGUUUCUCCUGCUGAUUUCAAAUAUGUAAAAAUUUUCAUUGUAGGUUAAUCAAUUUAGAAGCUACACAAUGCUGCCACUCUAUUGCUUUCGAAGACAAUAGAAAGGAAACUGCUUAUCAAAAAGUAAAUAUUAUUGCAUAGCUAGACAGUGCAAUUAGCAAUAAGUGCAAUGCCGUAAGCAGAUUUCAUAUUAAAUAAAAACUUGCGAUUCUACAGAUGAUGAAAGUUGAGAAGUCAUACCAUGGCUAUCGCACACAAAGAAAUUUAAUACCUUCUAAAUUUAUAUGGGCAGCAAAUGGAAAUUCUGCUAUCAGCACUUUGUAAUACACAGAUUGGGCUUUACAUUAAUGAAAAAAUUAUUGCUCUACCUGUUCUAGAUUGCAAAAUAUUGUUAGGGGAGGGUACACAGAGAA
Messenger RNA from Rhipicephalus microplus (southern cattle tick), 3751 nucleotides. RefSeq names its product tRNA methyltransferase 10 homolog A. Gene Ontology annotation, cellular component: nucleoplasm; nucleus. Gene Ontology annotation, molecular function: tRNA binding. The record is from RefSeq and is a predicted model, not a curated record. Lineage: Eukaryota; Metazoa; Arthropoda; Arachnida; Ixodida; Ixodidae. Gene Ontology annotation, biological process: tRNA N1-guanine methylation.